AUGACGUCUCUCGAGUUGCAAACGAGCCCAUCUCGACGAGAUGAAGUCGAGGAGGUGCCAGGCACCAAAGCCGACAUUGAUCUCAUCGAGAGCGCAGGGCAUGGACGAGCAGCCACCUACGAAGAAUCUGUGGCUGCUCGUCUACCCAAAGCUCAUAGAGACUAUCUGUUGGAGCGACAUGGGACAUUGGCACUGGAUCCCAUUCCCGGAAUGGGCCCAGCCGACCCCUACAACUGGCCUGAGUGGAAGAAAAUGAUGAACCUUAUCCUUGUGGCGUUCCACGCUUGCAUGGGCACAUUCACCGCCGCCGCCAUCAUCCCUGCCUAUUCAGACAUCUCCAAAGAACUCGGCGUCAGCCUGCAAGACGCUAGUUAUUUGACUUCUUUGCAAAUUGCCAUUCUUGGAGGUGCUCCUCUGUUUUGGAAGCCUCUGUCAAAUCGAUAUGGCCGCCGACCAAUUUUCCUCCUUUCCCUCAUCUGCAGUCUUGUGUGUAAUAUCGGCUGUGCCAAGAGCACUGAUUAUGCUUCUCUCGCUGCCUGUCGUGCCCUGGUGGCUUUCUUCAUCUCCCCUGCUUCAGCAAUUGGUAGCGCAGUCGUGAUGGAAACGACCUUUAAAAAGGACCGCGCCCGGUACAUGGGUGUCUGGACCCUGAUGAUCACCCUUGGUGUUCCGAUCGGACCUUUCAUUUUCGGUUUUGUCACCUACCGCGCGGGCUAUCACUGGAUCUACUGGAUCCUGGCAAUGAUCAACGGCGGCCAGUUCAUCCUGUAUCUCUUCUUCGGCCCUGAAACCCGGUACCUGGGCAGCGGCGUAGACAGUCAAUCCGCCACCAAGAUCGAAUACAUGUCCCUGCGACGUAUUGACCCAACCCCACUCUCAUUGUACGAGUUCGUGCACCCACUAACCAUGGCCCGCCACCCGUCGAUCCUGAUCCCAACCUGCGCAUACGCAAUGGUGUUCCUCUUCGGUAGUAUUCUCGCCACCGUCGAAGUGCCACAACUCCUCCAAGAGAAGUUCGAGCUGAAUGCCGAACAACUCGGCCUCCAGUUUCUAGGUGUAAUUAUCGGCUCCGUGAUCGGCGAGCAGAUGGGCGGCGUGCUUUCCGAUUUCUGGAUGAGUCGUCGAAGCAGACGUAUUGACCGAAAAGCCGAGCCGGAGUUCCGUCUCUGGCUCAGCUAUUUCGGCUUCGCGUUGACCAUCAUCGGUAUGAUUGUAUUCUUGGUCUGCACGCAGACUUCGCCGAGCGGACACUGGAAUGUGACGCCGAUCAUCGGCACUGCGAUCGGUGCUGUUGGAAACCAGCUAGUCACUACUGUGAUGGUCACUUAUGCUGUUGAUUGUUUCCCGCAGGAGGCUGGUAGCAUUGGAGUCUUCGUCACGUUUGUGCGGCAGAUCUGGGGUUUCCUCGGUCCAUUCUGGUUCUCUGCGAUGUUUGAGAAUGUCGGUAUUGCUCCUAGUGCGGGUAUUGGAUCGGCGCUGGUCGUCGCCGUCAGUGUCAUUCCCACUAUCUUGCUGCACUGGAAGGGUCGGGUCUGGCGUAAGGAGGAGUAA
Molecule: messenger RNA, 1551 nt
Organism: Penicillium soppii
Lineage: Eukaryota; Fungi; Ascomycota; Eurotiomycetes; Eurotiales; Aspergillaceae
Exons: 4
Coding region: 1-1551 (516 amino acids)
Biological process (GO): transmembrane transport
Molecular function (GO): transmembrane transporter activity
Source: RefSeq, a predicted model, not a curated record